This is a messenger RNA of Mucor mucedo, 2006 nucleotides long. Its product is annotated as fimbrin. Gene Ontology annotation, molecular function: calcium ion binding; actin filament binding. The transcript has 5 exons. Gene Ontology annotation, cellular component: actin filament bundle; cytoplasm; actin filament. The record is from RefSeq and is a predicted model, not a curated record. The coding region runs from base 86 to 1945 and encodes 619 amino acids. NCBI's taxonomy places the organism in Eukaryota, Fungi, Mucoromycota, Mucoromycetes, Mucorales, Mucoraceae. Gene Ontology annotation, biological process: actin filament bundle assembly; actin filament network formation.
UGACACUCUAUUUGGAACAUUUUUUAUUUUUAUUUUAUCAUUGUUUCUUCUUUAAUCUAUAUUUUUUUUUAAAUAUAUAUAUAAAAUGGUGGUAAACGCAUUUGUACUACAAAAAAAGUAUCCCGCCUUUCAAGUCAAUGAUAUCAAUGGCUUAAUCGACAAAUUCCAAGAAUGUGAUCUUGAUGCAGACGGUUUAUUGGAUGGAAGAGAAAUCCAACAAGCCUGUAAAGAUACUGGUUACAGUGACAAUUACGAUGAAAUUCGUGCUAAUCUAAAACAAGUCGCCUCUAGUGCCACUGGUAAAAUUGAUGUCGAAGAAUUCAUUGAUCUUGCCAACAGGCUGAAAGAGGGUCGAAAUAAAGACGCUUUCAACGUACACCAACAUAAAAUACAAGUCCAUGGCUCAAAAGGCGAUGCCACACAUACAAUCAAUGAAGAUGAGCGCACUGAAUUUACGCGUCAUAUCAAUGAUACCAUGUCAAUGGAUCCAGACGUAGGUUAUCGCUUACCGAUCCCCACCAACACCAUGCAAUUGUUUGAUGAGUGUAGAGAUGGUUUAAUUCUUUGUAAACUCAUUAAUGAUGCCGUACCAGAUACCAUUGAUGAACGUGUGCUCAAUGUCAAGAAAAAGAUGAAUAACUUUCAAAUGGUGGAGAAUAACAACAUUGUUAUUAACUCUGCAAAAGCCAUUGGUUGUUCCGUUGUCAAUAUUGGUCCUGAAGAUAUCAUUGAAGCCAAUGAAUACUUGAUCUUGGGACUAAUUUGGCAAAUUAUUAAACGCGGUCUUUUAAACAAGAUUACAAUUCAACAGCAUCCAGAACUCUAUCGUUUAUUGGAGCAAGACGAGACUUUGGAAGGCUUUUUAAAGCUACCACCCGAUGUCAUCUUACUACGAUGGUUUAAUUAUCACCUCAAGGCAGCCAACUGGGGACGUACCGUCAAUAAUUUCAGCCAGGACAUUGCUGAUGGAGAAAAUUACACUGUCCUGCUUAACCAAAUCAAGCCUGAAUACUGCUCAAGAGAUCCCUUGCAAGAACCCGAUUUGAUGAAAAGAGCUGAAAUGGUCCUUUCUAACGCAGAGAAAAUUGGUUGUCGUAAAUAUCUGACACCUAAGGCCAUGGUGUCUGGUAACCCCAAAUUGAAUUUAGCCUUUGUGGCUCAUUUGUUUAAUACACAUCCCGGUCUGGAUCCAUUAACAGAGGAAGAGGCGCCCGAGAUUGAACCCUUUGAUGCCGAGGGUGAACGUGAAGCACGUAUGUUCACACUCUGGUUGAACAGUCUCAACGUAGAGCCCGGUGUCUAUGACCUGUUUGAGGAUCUUAAAGAUGGCCUAAUUCUUUUACAAGCCUUUGAUAAAGUUGUGCCAGGUAUCGUUCAAUGGCGUAUGGUCAGUAAAAAGCAGCCCCUUUCUCGAUUCAAGCAAUUGGAAAACUGUAAUUAUGCAGUACAUCUGGGACAAGAUAAUGGGUUUUCGUUGGUAGGUAUUCAAGGCUCGGAUAUCGUGGAUGAGGUAAAGACCUUGACCUUGGCUUUGGUUUGGCAAUUGAUGCGGGAAAACAUUGUUCGUACUUUGCAAUCACUCAGUGAAGGUGGUCGAGCUGUCACAGACAUGGAUAUGGUCAAAUGGGCCAAUGAAAUGGCUCAGAGAGGUGGUAAGCAGACAAAGAUGUCGUCCUUUAGAGAUCCUUCGCUUCGUUCAGGUGUCUUUUUCUUGGACGUCUUAAAUGGUAUGAAACCUGGCAUUGUCGAUGCUGCUCAUGCUACAGCUGGCAACACAGAUGAGGAUGCGUUUAAUAAUGCUCGUUUGGCUAUAUCCAUUGCGCGUAAAUUGGGUGCUACAAUUUUCCUUGUUCCAGAAGAUAUUGUUGAAGUUCGAGCCAAAAUGAAUCUCACCUUUGUAGGAAGUUUAAUGGUUGUGGAGCGACAAAUGAAACGCAAUGCAUAAUUUAAUUACAAUUAAAACGGAGUAGUUCUAAUUGAAUAAAUACAGAGGGAAAACAAAGCUU